UGUCAGUAGGGCAGCGAGCUCACAUGCCAUGCGCACAUGCUGGAGAGCUUUACCCAGCAUUCCAAUGUCGGACGAGCGCGGCUCUUAGCCAAUGAGAGCCCGAGGACGAGUGAAGCAGGGGAGGGGAGGGCUGGAGAGAGAAAGAGAGAGAGACGCGGUUGACGGGACUACAAAAAGAGAACAGGAAAAAAAAAAUGGUCACAUUUCACUGAGGCACCUGAAAACGUGCUGGUUAUUUUAGGACUCGUGUUGCUUAUUGAUGAGAGGGGAGUGUUUGAACUACUCCGGUCAUGUUUUGAUGGUGACUGUACACGGCAGCUGAACGCGUUAGAGGAGCCCUUCAGUGACACCGGCGCAUCAUAGGUGUGCAGACCGGAGAGCCGAGCUGUCAUUCGCACUCUCUUCACCUUGGAGAUUAUUCGCAGCAACCUACUGACCUGCUUCAAUUCCCCAUUCAAAGUAUUUUAAUUUUGCUGUUGGUCUGAGCUUCCGGAUACACACUCUUGAGGUCCUUGGCUCUUUUCGCCGAUAUCAAAGAGACUCACCGGUGUGGAGCGAAGGCAUCGGACGCGCGCGAUAACAACUGAACAGCGUCAACCUACCGGAAACCAUGGAGCACAGUCCUGGUGGCGGUGUCAUCUUGUACGCCGGCUCGUCCGGCAGCGCCAGCCCGAGUCCUGGCAGCCCCUCAAGUGGAUACCAGACCCAGUCGCCCUCCUCCCACUCGCAGCCCUCGUCCCCGGAGGGUGUCUCCUUUCAGGAGAUCGGGCCCCUGAAGCAGAGAGGGGAGCGCAGGGGGGGGACGCCUUCCCCGAAGUUGGUCUUCCAGUUCCCCGACGCAAGCCACGCUGCCGCCACGGCCCAGAUAACGACGGCGUCGGCCGCAACCUUCAGCCACCCCACAGUGGCCAAAAGGCCUUGUGGUUUCACAGGCACGUUCACCAAAACCGGAGGGAUGGUGCUCCUGUGUAAGGUGUGCGGCGACAUCGCCUCCGGGUUCCAUUACGGCGUGCACGCCUGUGAGGGCUGCAAGGGUUUCUUCCGACGCAGCAUUCAGCAGAACAUCCACUACAAGAUGUGUGUGAAGAACGAAAACUGUCUCAUCAUGCGCAUGAACAGAAACCGGUGCCAGCACUGCCGCUUCAAGAAGUGCCUCUCCGUGGGCAUGUCCAGAGAUGCUGUGCGUUUCGGGCGUAUCCCCAAGCGGGAGAAGCAGAGACUGCUGGAUGAGAUGCAGAGUUACAUGAACAGUCUCAACGAAUCCUCUUCCAUGGACAUGGAGGUGUCGCCUCCGACCGACGCCCCCUGCAGUCCACACAACCAGACGAGCGACGGGGGGGUCCCCGCGUCGCAGUCCUACCACGGCGGCUUACUGGGCAGAGACGAGAAACCGCCCAAGAUGGCCGUCGGCAGCGCCUGCUUCCACGCCGCCUCGGCGCAGCAGCCGUCGCUGGCGCACUCGUCGACGCAGACCCACCACACGGCCCUCGGGGAGCAGGCCGUCUACCGCGUGCCCGCCGGCUGCCCCGUUUCCGCCGGCAACAGUGACAACGCCGCCGCGGUCGACGGCGCCAAGUACACCCUGUCCAAUCAGAACCGGUGCCCCGUCAGCGGCCGCCUGUCCUCCCAGGCCUACUCGGCCAAUCACGGCAGCUACUCGGCCAGCGACUCCCGCAGCCAGAGUCCCUGCCCCUGGAAGCUCAACGGAGGAGCCAAAGUGCUGGCGUGUCCGCUCAACUCGUGUCCCGUGGCUCCGGCCAGUCGCUCCAGUCAGGAGGUGUGGGAGUCUUUCUCCCAGUGCUUCACCCCCGCUGUUAAAGAAGUGGUGGAGUUUGCAAAGAGCAUCCCGGGCUUCCAGUCCCUCAGCCAGCAUGAUCAGGUCAUGCUGCUCAAAUCUGGCACUUUCCAGGUUCUGAUGGUGAGAUUCUGCUCACUGUUUGACCCCAAGGAGAGGACGGUGACCUUCCUCAAUGGGCAGACGUACUCACUGGCAUCCCUACGGGCCCUUGGCAUGGGUGCCUUACUCGACGCCAUGUUUGAAUUCAGCGAGAAGCUGGGGUCUUUGUGUCUGGAGCCAGACGAAAUGGCUCUUUUCAUGGCGGUCGUGCUGGUUUCUGCCGAUCGCUCGGGCAUCGUGGAGGUGGCGGCAGUGGAGCAACUGCAGGAGAAUCUAAUAAAAGCGCUGCGCUCCCUCACCACCAGUCGCCGCCCGGACGACAGCACCCUCUUCCCGAAGCUGCUGCUCCGCCUGCCGGACCUGCGCACCCUGAACAACCACCACUCUGACAAGCUGCUCGCUUUCCGCAUAGACCCUUGAGCUCAAAGAGCCCAACGCUUCCGUAGUUAUUUGCUUUGGGGAGCCUCCCUGCUUCCCAUGGCACCCCCGGCCUGCCACAUACAGUCCACUGGCCUCUGCAUGAGGGCCAGCUGUUGUUGGAGCUUCAAGUCUGAUGCCAUAAGAGGGUGAACUUAAAAAAAAUCUUUUAAAAAAAGUAGGUAAGGGGGAGGCCACUGGACAUUUAAGUCUUCCUCCAGUUCCAGGAUCUCUAAAACAAACUUAAAACAUUAAAACACAAACCAUGUUCUUCCUUGGGUGCUUCGUGUCCAACAUCCAACCAACAAGUCAUCACCUCUCCCAUCGGGGAGUUAGUGCUGAAGACCAAAAAGAGGCCAGAGCCCGUUGUCCCUCACGAGACUUUGUACUCACGUCCCGGCACACAAAGAGGGAAGCGCACACUGUCGCCCAGAGAGAAAGGAACCAUGUACAAACCAUCCCCAACAAUCAUUUCUUACUGUACAUUUGUGCUGCAAACAUGGUGUAAAGGGCACUUUCCAUGCAUUAUCUAGUCCUUCUAAAUCAAUAUAUUACAUAGCAAUAGAAAUGUCGAACACACAGUUGGGAGGGCGGUUUGUUGGUGCCCUGUUGAAAUGACAUAAGCUAUUUUCACUCACUCACUCUAUCUGUGUGAAAAACACCCAUUUGUGAUUUAGAAAUGUAUAACAUUUUUAAGAAAUGAGUAAAUGCAUUGUAUUUGUAUGCGUUAAUCAGGGAGAAAUUAUCGGUCAUUUCAGACCGUGCCUGAUGGGAUAUAUGCUAAGGUGUUUCCUUGUAAAUUUUGUAUAUAACCUUUAUUCUUGGUCUUUGUUAGUUUGCAGAUUAUUGGAUAUGUAAAUGAAGCUUGUAUUGAUUUAUUGUAUGUAUAUCACCCAUAAUAGAUUGAUCUACAGACUGCAAAGAGAAAUUAGCAUUUCAACCAACCAGAGUAUAAACUUUUUAUUUGAAGAUAUAUAAAUGAAAUAAAUGUAUUGUCAACUGA
This is a messenger RNA of Pungitius pungitius (ninespine stickleback), 3317 nucleotides long. RefSeq names its product nuclear receptor subfamily 1 group D member 2-like. Gene Ontology annotation, molecular function: zinc ion binding; nuclear receptor activity; RNA polymerase II cis-regulatory region sequence-specific DNA binding. Gene Ontology annotation, biological process: hormone-mediated signaling pathway; negative regulation of transcription by RNA polymerase II; retinoic acid receptor signaling pathway. The record is from RefSeq and is a predicted model, not a curated record. The transcript has 8 exons. NCBI's taxonomy places the organism in Eukaryota, Metazoa, Chordata, Actinopteri, Perciformes, Gasterosteidae. The coding region runs from base 611 to 2317 and encodes 568 amino acids. Gene Ontology annotation, cellular component: nucleus.